Messenger RNA from Brienomyrus brachyistius, 4126 nucleotides. It is a transcript of the gene trappc14, whose product is annotated as trafficking protein particle complex subunit 14. Gene Ontology annotation, cellular component: TRAPPII protein complex. The transcript has 11 exons. The coding region runs from base 359 to 2131 and encodes 590 amino acids. Gene Ontology annotation, biological process: cilium assembly. The record is from RefSeq and is a predicted model, not a curated record. Gene Ontology annotation, molecular function: alpha-tubulin binding. Lineage: Eukaryota; Metazoa; Chordata; Actinopteri; Osteoglossiformes; Mormyridae.
AACUGAACAAAUAACAGAAACAAGUCAUAUUAAUGUCAUAAAAAGUAGUCCUAUCUUGGGACGAUGGUUUUUGAUUGAUUGCUUUUCCUGGUCUGCUCGUGUUAGGAUUCGACAGUGCAUUACUUUGGCCUUAUAGUGCACUGUCAGACUGUAUUGUGGUGCAAUGGGGCGAAUUUUGUGUCAAUGUGUGCAAAAUUAAGUUCAUAGAGACAUCAGAUAUGUCAUGCGAAAAAUACACAUAUGAAUGAAUGUAAUUAAACUUCAGUACAGUUCGGAAAUUAUUGAAGACUACAGAGCGACUAUCAAAGCAGCAAGGAAUUAGCCCGCAGCUAACGGGUUGGUCUCAUUUGCUGUAGGAAUGGUUUUAAUGAUGGAGUCUCAGUGUGAGUAUUUUAUGUAUUUCCCUGCCGUUCCCAUUUCGGACCUGUCAGACCCGGCCAGGUAUCGGACCCUCCCGCGCCGCAGCAAUCUCUAUCUUGGCGAGACAGUUCGCUUUUUGCUGGUCUUACGCUGCAAGGAGGGGACGGCAGGCUCGGCAACUGGCAGCGGAUCGGAGAGCCCUAGCAGCCGGGCUUGGAGAGAGCUGGCCGGAUCUCUUUGUGCUGUGGCCAGCGUCAGCCCCGGCGAGAGCAGGCAGCGAACGCAGCCCCACCGAGACUAUCAGAGUAGCGGCGAUGAGGGCGCUGAAGAGGGCGACGACGAGGAGAACGGUGCGGCCAGCACGGGCAGGAGGGAGGCGAGGAGCCGGGGCUUCAGGGACUGCCAGCCUCUUCUUAUACACAACAACACGGGUAACGGCGGUCGGGAGUACCGCAGGGCUCCGCUGCAGUCUCCCCUGGAUGAACCGGUGGUGCUGCCUGACGAAGUCAUCUUCCCCUUGACUGUGUCCCUUGAUAAGCUCCCUGUCAGCACCCUCAAGGUCAAGGUCAUCGUAACCGUGUGGAAGCGGGACGUGGAGAAAGCAGAGGUUAGAGAGCACGGAUACCUCACCGUCCUGCAGCAGCGCAGCCCCAGUCAUACCUUUCGGCAUGACCUGAACACCUUCAAGGCGCAGGUUAGCACCACGCUGACUGUUUUGCCACCCCCUACUGUAAAGUGUCAGCAGAUGACCGUGUCUGGGAAGCACCUCACUGUCCUGAAAGUGUUAAACGGGUUCUCCCAGGAGGAGGUCUGCGUGCGAGAUGUGCGGAUCCUUCCCAACUUCAAUGCCUCGUACCUCCCUGUGAUGCCAGACGGCUCCGUGCUCCUUGUCGAUAACGUGUGCCACCAGUCCGGUGAAGUUGCCAUGGCGUCCUUCUACCGGAUGGACAGCCUGUCCAGCAGCCUUCCGAGCAUGCUCAGUGCACUUGAGGAACAUAACUUCCUCUUCCAGCUUCAGCUCAGCGACCAGCCUCAGGAAGACUCAAAGGAGGGGUUGGAGGUGCCCUUGGUAGCUGUCCUCCAGUGGUCCACAUCUAAACUUCCAUUCACCAACUGCAUCUAUACACAUUACAGGCUGCCCAGUGUAAGGCUGGACCGGCCACGCUUCGUCAUGACCGCCAGCUGCCCCAGUGCGGUGGAGGUGCGGGAGCGCUUCCGUGUCCGCUACACGCUGCUCAACAACCUGCAGGACUUCCUGGCCGUGCGUCUGGUGUGGACCCCUGAGGGUCGCGGCCCAUGUGAGGACCAGUCGGUCAGCGCAGUGGUGUGUCAUUCUCCUCUCAGCAACCUGGGUCACUGCCGAAAGGGCAGCACCUUGUCCUUCACCGUGGCCUUCCAGAUCCUGAGGGCCGGGCUCUUCGAGCUCAGCCAACACAUGAAGCUGAAGCUGCAGUUCACGGCCUCUGUCUCCAACCCACCCCCUGACGCGCGGCCUCUCUCCCGCAAGAACAGCCCAUCGAGCCCCGCUGUGCGGGAUCUGCUGGACCGUCACCAAGCCAGCCUGGGCCGUUCCCAGUCCUUCUCCCACCAGCAGCCUUCCCGAUCCCACCUCAUGAGAACAGGCAGUGUCAUGGAGCGUCGAGCUAUCACGCCUCCCGUGGGCUCACCCAUCGGUCGGCCAUUGUACCAGCCCCAGGAGAAAGCUAUCCUAUCUCUGGACAAGAUUGCCAAACGUGAGUGCAAAGUUCUGGUUCUGGAACCAGUCAGCUAAAGGGUUCGAGUGGCAUAGCGACGGAACGGACGGCCGACGGGGAAUGACGUCAGUGUCGGACGUAGGCGAACGGAACGCGACUCAAUCAUGAACAUGCAGUGACUAUACCUAAAUGCUGAAAGAUGAUAAUCCACUGGAGUCCGGCCUGUAAUAUUUCAGAUGCAGCCUGAAGGCCUGAUGGAAAUGAAUUCAGACCAACAGUUUCGCAAACCGGCUGUAGAGAAUAAAAGGAGCAGGCGGAACAUUUCUGACAGGCAGGCGUUUGUCAAAGGCCUGUGUCAGACUGUGCAUAGGAUCUCUGUGUUUUAAACUAGAAGGGUUAGUGGGCGUAAAACAUGAACAGUGUUAACAUACUGCACUCCGACAUCCAAUAUGCGCCAUGUACAAAUUUUAAGAGGAGUUUUAAGCUGGCACAAAUGGGUAUGAUAACGUUAUAGUAUUAUGUCAUCAUAAUAAUGAUAAUAGUCAUAGCCAUGGUCGUAGCAACAAUAGUUUGAAGUGUUAGUCAUAGAAAUUCAUCAGUAAUUGCAGCAACAUUCAUAUAGUCCUGGCAUUUUGCUUGUAGCAGUCGUGCGUUAUAGCUGGGACAGGGUGCCCUGUACGUUGGGGGUUAUGCACGCUGGGUGCAUGUGUGUGCAUGUGUUAAAGGACUGACAUUUUCUACAUGUUUGCAUCUGUGAACCCUGAUGUCUGUUUUUUUUUUUUUUAUUCCAUUAUUUGCUGCAGUUUUGUAUGUUAGUGUUUUGGGUCCAGGAUUUCAUUUCAGGUUCUGCGUUUGCUCUUAAGCGAGCUGCUGGAUAUUGGAGAUCCCUCAUUUUAACAUUGCACACCGUUCUUGCCCUUCAUCGGGGCCUCUCCUCUCCCCGUCCUCCCUGAUAGCGUCCUGUACGCAUUAUGUUUGGUCUUAUCUCCUCAUUCUAAUCCCGCACUGUCUGGUCGUGCCUGGUCUUCACCUCGCGAUCGCUCUCCCUUCCUCACAUUCCUUCUCACUCCAGGCACUUCUGGCAAGGUGUGGCAACUGUGCAAUGUUCCUUUAGACUUUCGGCUGGCAUUCAUCCGUCUGUCUGAAAUCGCUCACUGACACUUAUUUUGCCAUCACACAUCCUCCAUACUUGAUCUUAUCAUAGUUUGGUAUUAAUUCACUGUAACGGAAUGUUUACAUGCAUUGGGGGCACAAGGGUGGCCAGGCUGCACAGUUAUGCAACCAAAUGCGAGUGAGUAUUAUUUUGUACUAUAUUAACUUGUACUGUUUAGCCCAUGGGAGUUUUGUUUAAACAAAUAUGUUCUGAGGGCAGAAAGAAAAAUGAUAAUCAGAUAGAUAACCAAUCAGAUUGGUUGGUCCCACCUCGUCUACAAUCACAUGUCUUGGUUACCCUUCCCACAAUCUGAUUGGUUCAGAGAUAACCAAUCAUUUUUUGUUCUGUCCUCAGAACAUUUUUGUAAAACUCCACAAGCUACUGUUUGAGUCGUGACACUGGAUUAAGUGUUUCUUUUGGUGUGACGGCUGAGAGUGUAAGACUCAGCCCUGUAACUUGCCAUGAUAGCUAAGAAACAAGUGUGAGCUUCAAGAACUCUCCCCCAUUCAGGACACACGUUUUUUUUUGCUAUUUAAGGGGGUAUGUGUCUCCAUUUUGUCAGUCCGCAGGGGCUUCACUUCCCCAGUUGGCAUGUUUGGGACAAAGGGCACGUUGACAUGUGAGGAACCACAUUGAUGUACAAAGGAUGCUUGAUUUUUACAUUUUAUUUUAUUUUUUCCAUUGUUUUUAUUUUUGUAAUGAACAAAUACAUUUGUUCUCAUUCAUUUUAAGCACUUUAUGUAAGUUAUUUUAAACUCUGUUCUAUUGUUUCAGACCGAAUGGGGUUUUUCCCCUUCUGCUUGUUGACAUAAUUUUAAUUUUUAUAUGGAAACCGGAAUCCUAUCAUGUUCGAUAUGUUUACUGGCUGAGGGUUGGUCGUUUCACUCUAGCAAUUAAUAAAAUGCAGUAAAAUUGGCAA